AUGGUCGAAAAUGAGGUAUAUAACCAGGAUAUGAGAAUAGUCCGUAGCAGGGAACGGCUAGAUGGAAGGCCAACGAUUCGUUCAUUUUUUAAUAAGGAUGGUUUGCUAUUAAAAACAUAUGGUUGGUUAGUAAAAAAUGCGAUAGGCCUUAUAGUAUUAAUUCAUGGAUUAAAUUCACACGCAAGGUUUUCAUUUUUGAGACAUAACGUCCAUGUAUUAAAUAAUAAUAGAGCAAUAUUAAUGGACGGAAAUAAUUAUUACAUUUAUAAAGAUAGCUGGGUAGAACAUUUUAAUAAAAAUGGAUAUUCUGUCUUCGGAAUAGAUUUACAAGGUCAUGGCGAAUCAGAAGGGUGGGAAAAUUUAAGUCUUAAUGUAAAAGAAUUUGAUGAUUUAGUAUAUGAUGUGCUUGAAUAUAUUCAAAAAAUUCAAGACGACAACAUACGAUAUUUAAAUAAUGGUAGUACCGGGAAUAGUAGACGCAAUAGUAACAGCAGAGGCGGUGAGUCGUCUCGUAAUGAUCAUUUGGCCAAUCGAAUAACAGCACCUCUUCCAGUAUAUUUAAUUGGUCAAUCUAUGGGCGGAAACGUUGCUCUAAGAGCAUUACAAUUAGUCGGAAAAUUUAGGGGCCUUAAUCAAAGACUAAAUAUAAGAGGUUGUGUAUCAUUAUCUGGUAUGAUUGCUGUAGAAGCAUUAGGAUUACCAAGCUCAUAUAUAUAUAAAAGUUUCUUUAUGCCCUUGUCAAGAUUCUUUUCUGAUUUCUUACCAACAUUGAGGCUUUUAUGCGAACUACCGUAUAAAAGGUUUCAAUAUAUUCGUGACAUAGGUCGAUAUGACAGAAUGCGUGAUAGAAGAGGUAUAACAUGCAGAUUUGCAUAUGAACUUUUAAAAGCAAUGGAUAAUUUAGACCAUGAUAUGAGAUACAUGCCCAGAGAUAUCCCCGUAUUGUUUAUUCAUUCAGCGAAGGACAAAUUGUGCUUUCCUGGAGGUGUUGUUUCAUUUUAUAAUAGACUAAAUAUUGGUAAUAAAGAACUGCACAUGUUAAAUUAUAUGGAGCAUAUGCUAACUAUGGAACCAGGAAAUGGAAGG
Messenger RNA from Plasmodium cynomolgi strain B, 1086 nucleotides. RefSeq names its product PST-A protein. The record is from RefSeq and is a predicted model, not a curated record. Lineage: Eukaryota; Apicomplexa; Aconoidasida; Haemosporida; Plasmodiidae. The annotation marks the transcript as partial. The transcript has a single exon. Gene Ontology annotation, molecular function: lipase activity. Gene Ontology annotation, cellular component: membrane.